Messenger RNA from Aureococcus anophagefferens, 885 nucleotides. RefSeq lists its product as hypothetical. The coding region runs from base 41 to 793 and encodes 250 amino acids. The record is from RefSeq and is a predicted model, not a curated record. The transcript has 3 exons. Gene Ontology annotation, biological process: signal transduction. Lineage: Eukaryota; Pelagophyceae; Pelagomonadales; Pelagomonadaceae. Gene Ontology annotation, cellular component: cytoplasm.
AGCGCGCCGUCUCACCGCCUCGCAAGCCGACUCGAACACGAUGGUUAAGGAGCGCGAUGACCUCGUCUACCUGGCCAAGCUCGCGGAGCAGGCCGAGCGCUUCGACGAGAUGGUCGAGCACAUGAAGACCGUCGCGGGCUACUCGGAGGAGCUCUCCGUCGAGGAGCGGAACCUGCUCUCGGUCGCGUACAAGAACGUCAUCGGCUCCCGCCGCGCGUCGUGGCGCGUGAUCUCUUCUAUCGAGGCGAAGAGCGACUCGGAGAAGACCGCGAUGAUCACGUCCUACAAGAAGAAGAUCGAGACGGAGCUCGAGACCAUCUGCGCGGACAUCCUCAAGAUCAUCGCGACGCAGCUCAUCCCCAACUCCGUCGGCGACGAGGGCAAGGUCUUCUACUACAAGAUGAAGGGCGACUACCACCGCUACCUCGCCGAGUUCCAGGCCAGCGAGGUCCGGAACAAGUCGUCGUCCGACGCGCUCGACGCGUACCAGGAGGCGUCGCGCAUCGCGAACAAGGACCUGCCCCCGACGCACCCCAUCCGCCUCGGCCUCGCCCUCAACUUCUCCGUCUUCUACUACGAGAUCCUCAACUCGCCGGACCGCGCGUGCCACAUCGCGAAGCAGGCCUUCGACGACGCGAUCGCCGAGCUCGACACGCUCUCCGAGGAGUCCUACAAGGACUCGACGCUCAUCAUGCAGCUCCUCCGCGACAACCUCACGCUCUGGACGUCCGACAACGCCGUCGACGUCGAGGCGAGCAACGCCGAGGGCGGCGGCCAGGUCGGCGACGUCUGAGCGCCGCGACCCGCGAGGACCGCGUCGCGGGCCCCGGCUCCGGGGAGCUUCUCGGCCUCUCGCCCCACCCCAAUAACCGACCAUCCAGGAAG